Colletotrichum acutatum is the source of this 1033-nucleotide messenger RNA. RefSeq names its product proteasome A-type and B-type. Gene Ontology annotation, biological process: ubiquitin-dependent protein catabolic process; proteasomal protein catabolic process. The transcript has 4 exons. NCBI's taxonomy places the organism in Eukaryota, Fungi, Ascomycota, Sordariomycetes, Glomerellales, Glomerellaceae. Bases 180 to 935 code for a protein of 251 amino acids. Gene Ontology annotation, cellular component: cytosol; nucleus; proteasome core complex, alpha-subunit complex. The record is from RefSeq and is a predicted model, not a curated record.
UGCGUCGAUUGCCUGGAGCUUCAUCGAGCUGCACCCAAAGUCGUAGCCUUCCCUGCAGACGACCAACAAACCAUCCUGCCGCAACUUCACACAAAUCCGAUCGUCGGCUUCACAAACGAGAUCAAUACCGCAAUCGAACCUUUAGUCCCAGCCAAGUGCAACUCGAUUUCUCGCCCAUCAUGUCUCGCAGAUACGAUUCACGCACAACAAUCUUCUCCCCGGAGGGCCGUCUCUACCAGGUCGAAUAUGCUCUUGAGGCCAUCUCUCACGCCGGAACUGCCAUUGGCAUCCUCGCCAAGGAUGGCAUCGUCUUGGCCGCCGAGCGCAAGGUGACUUCAAAGCUGUUGGAGCAAGACACUUCAGCUGAGAAGCUGUACAUCGUCAACGACAACAUGCUUGCUGCCGUUGCAGGUAUGACGGCCGAUGCCAACAUCCUCAUCAACUACGCCCGUCAGGCCGCCCAAAGAUACCUCCUCACCUACAACGAAGACAUUCCAUGCGAGCAGCUCGUCCGAAGACUAUGCGAUCUGAAGCAAGGAUACACACAACACGGUGGUCUGAGACCGUUCGGUGUCUCCUUCAUCUACGCCGGAUGGGACCCUCGCAGACAGUUCCAGCUGUACCAGAGCAACCCUUCAGGCAACUACGGCGGAUGGAAGGCAACGGCUGUCGGUGCCAACAGAGCUAGUGCAGAGAGCUUGUUGAAGCAGGACUACAAGGAGGAUUGCACUCUGAAGGAGGCUUGCGGCAUGGCAGUCAAGGUUCUUAGCAAGACCAUGGACUCAACGAAGCUGAGCGCCGAGAAGCUCGAAUUCGCCACGGUCGGCCAGACGAGUGACGGCAAGAUCUACCACAGACUCUGGACCGCAGAGGAGAUCAAGGAACUGCUGAAGGAGCAUGAUCUGGCAAAGGACGAGUCCACGGAGGACAAAUAAUGGCAUGGAUGAAUUCAAAAACAUAGACGGGGCGUGAUGAUUGCCCUUAACCCUGAUGUACCAAUAAAAUUGAUGCCCCCAAGUUUCCGGAACCCCAG